AUGAAUUAUUUUUUAAUUUUAGUGUGGAUAGUACUUUGCUAUUCAGAAAUCAUUAAUGAGAAAAUCAGUUAAUUGCCUUCUGAUUAUAAACAUAAUUGGUAUGGAGGAUAUUUGAAUGAAAAUCAAAUCUAUUAUUAAUUUCUAGUAAGUCAAUCAGAUCCAGAUUCUGAUCCAUUAUUUAUGUGGAUGUAAGGAGGACCAGGUUGCAGUUCAUUAUUUGGUAACUUUUAUGAAAUUGGUCCAUUCUAAUUCAAACCUUUAUCAAAUGAAGUAUUCUGAUUCAUUUUAUUUAGUCAUUUAUCAAUCCAUACGCUUGGAAUAAAAAAGCUAAUUUAUUAUUUCUUGAAUUACCAAAAGGAGUUGGUUUCUCGAAUCCAUCCAAAUAUUAAAAUGAUGCAUCAGCUGCCUAAGAUGCUUUAGAUGCUUUAUUGGACUUUUUCAAAUAAUUUCCUAAUUAUGAAAAUAGACCAUUUUAUAUAGGAGGUGAAUCAUAUGCUGGAAUGUAUAUACCAUAUCUUGCAUCAUUAAUUAUUAAUUAAUCUAAGAAUACUAUAAAUCUAAAAGGAAUUCUAAUAGGAAAUGGUUGUACAUUAGGUUCUGAAUGUACAGAUUUAAAAUAACUACCGUUAUUUACUAGCAAAUAUUAAUUUAACAUUUAUUUUUAAAGAGGAUUUCUCAGUCUUGAAGACAAGUAAUAAUUCUUAUAAUUAUUAUAAUAGAUAAAAGUAUGAUCAAUUAUGUUUAGAUUUUAUAUCACCUAGAUGCAUUGAAUUAUAAAAAUAAUUAUUAGCUAAAAUUUAAUACUCAAGAGUAGAUAUUAAUAAUUUGUUAGGAGAAUGUUAUCAUAAUGACCCUGAUGUUUAAUAAGGAAAUGGUUAAAAUAAAAGAAAUCAUCAAAAUAAACAUAAAAGAUUUUUGCAUUUCAAAGGUAUUACUGAAUUACCAUGCAAUUAUGAAUAUGGAAACUAUUUCAUGUUAAAUAAUAAAACUGUUUAGGAUAUUAUGCAUGCUAAACAUAUGAAAUGGAGUUCAUGUAGUUCUAGCUUAGACUUUAAAGAAGAUGAAUAAGGAUCAUAUCGUUUUUAUUCUCAAUUCUUACAUUAUGGUCUUAAGAUUUGGAUUUAUAGUGGUGAUGUUGAUAGUAAUGUACCUAUUACAGGAACUUUAGAUUGGAUUCAAAUGCUUGUUAAAGAAUAAAAUCUAUAAGAAAGUGAUCCAUGGAGAGCAUGGUAUAUGGAAGGCAAGAAACCUAGAUAAAGAUAGGUUGGUGGUUUAACUUGGGAAUUCAAUAAAUAACUAAGAUUUAUUAGUGUAAGAGGAGCUGGACAUGAAGUUCCAUUUUGGAAACCAUAAGCUGCAUAUGUUCUUUUUGAUAACUUUAUUUAUAAUAAUACAAUUUGA
This is a messenger RNA of Paramecium pentaurelia, 1401 nucleotides long. NCBI's taxonomy places the organism in Eukaryota, Ciliophora, Oligohymenophorea, Peniculida, Parameciidae. The record is from the annotation of a GenBank genome assembly.